ACAUUAAAACAUACCUCUUGCGUAUAGAUUGAGUGCUGAAUCUUCAAAAUUCGAGAAAUGGAUUUUUAUGUGUCUAUUGUCCUUUAAACUCUGAAUUCGAAAGUUACUCUUGGGCUUCGUGUAUUCUUCCAACUUUUGUCAACACGUCUGGAUCAUCAAUGUUAAAAGUUUUCACAAUUUCGCAACCUUUUUCUCCAAUCCAAAGGAGAAGAAAUUUCACUUGUCUUUCUUCUGACACAGCAUCUAAAGCUCCUUCAAAUAUCAAUUCACACUUUUCCUUAAAAAGUUUGAACGUACGCGGUAAGUCCAUGGAUUCCAAGUCCAUGUGAGGCGGCUGUAUCCCAUACAUGUGUUCCAUUUUUUCUUUCUUUCUUUCUUUUUUUUUUUUUUUAGUGAUUCAAAUUCCUUUUUCAUCUUGUAGUUUGUGGGUCAUCCAAUCUCCAAAUUAUGCUACAUCCAAUGUAGAUCCCGAUUCUGACACCAUGUCGUAGUUUUCUGUUUGUUAUGUAACUUAUGUUUACUUUAUGUUUACUCAUUUAUUACAUAACAUCCAGCCACAUAUGGGCAUGUUGGCUAACCGGUAGAGAAGGGACAAUGCAUUGUGGGAGAUAUGUUAAUUAUGUUAAUUACCUUUACAAUAUGCAACAUAAUUUACCGGUUAGUAUUGGGCGGCAAUCCAUUUGAUUAGUUGUUCUUCGAGUGAACGCGGUUAUGCAAGAGCCUUGAGUGAAAAAGAUGAAUUCCAUGUUAGAACUGCCAAUAUGUUCCAAGACAUCACUGGAGGUACUGCUGAGAGAAAUUUUACAUGUAGUUGUGGUGAUUGUGGCCUGGGGGCACGUUGUAUAUCUCUACACGGAAGAGGAAUACCCGUGGGGACUUGAGAAGAAUUGGCAUUUGGCCUUCAUUCGAUGGAUUGACAUAACGAUGCACUGGGCAUCAGGUUGUCUCUAUCGCAGCCGGCUACAUCUGUUCAUGGGUAUUUGGCAUAUCAUGAAGUUACCGAGCCUAAUUUAUAGCUUUGAUGAUGCAAUCCCGGGCAUUGGAGAAAAACUGCUGCAUUUUACCCCAUGCAACGCUCUGGACACAACUUCAUACGUAUCCACUGCUUUGACAUCAACCUCCCUGAACUCGAAAGUGGUCGGCUUCUUGAUGUAUGCCUUGCUGAAAUGGCAUGGUUUUUAUUACUGACCGUUUUAGCUACAUGAUAUAACAUAUAUGAGAUGCCGGAUGGGAUUUUCGUGAUUUUUGCAUUUUUCGAUCUAUAUAUUUAUAAGAUUUUAAAAGAGAUGUACUUUUAACGAUUGUACGGAUGCAUUUAGGUAUGAGAGCCGCCCUUUUGAGACAUAUGCCUGAAAACGAUAACGUGAACUUUUUUAAAACUUUAUUGUAAAUUUGCAUUCUUAAAGAAAGUUUUAAUAAAGUGUUUUAAUUUACUUUCACAAACUAAGUUCUUUAAGUGGUUAUUUAAAAGUUAAGUCAUAAUAUUGUGCUUAAUUCUAAUGUCUGUAAUUUGAAAUUUUUAUAAAUUUAUUUAUUUUUGUAAAAAGCAAUGAAAUUUGACAAUAGGGUACAAUAAGCAACACCUUGAAGUUUCGAUGUUGUGCGAUUUUCUUUUAUAUACUUUAGUAUCCCAUGCAUGUUGGAUCGUUAUAUUAAGAAAAUACACCAUUCAAUAUAUUUUAGUAAUGAUGAUUAUAAAUUAAGAAAAGGCUUGUAUUUUGAGAAAGUUGGGAAAAAUAAAAACGUGUUUAUUAACUUUUGA
This is a messenger RNA of Lingula anatina, 1762 nucleotides long. RefSeq lists its product as uncharacterized. The record is from RefSeq and is a predicted model, not a curated record. Lineage: Eukaryota; Metazoa; Brachiopoda; Lingulata; Lingulida; Lingulidae.